Messenger RNA from Aspergillus tanneri, 3684 nucleotides. RefSeq lists its product as uncharacterized. The transcript has 12 exons. The record is from RefSeq and is a predicted model, not a curated record. Gene Ontology annotation, biological process: monoatomic cation transport; transmembrane transport. Gene Ontology annotation, molecular function: monoatomic cation transmembrane transporter activity. NCBI's taxonomy places the organism in Eukaryota, Fungi, Ascomycota, Eurotiomycetes, Eurotiales, Aspergillaceae. Bases 1 to 3684 code for a protein of 1227 amino acids.
AUGGAAGUAGAUGAGAACUCGAGCUGCUCUCUUCUUCAUGAGGCAGAUUUAAAUGAGAAUGAGGAUGGACAUCCAACGAGAUACACGAGAAAUAGUGUUGACAAUCAUUUCUACCCCGAUCCCCAUGCUAAAUUACCAGUGUAUACCACAAUCCACAGAAUUCACAAAAUGGUCAUGACGCUCAUAGAUGACCCGUAUACUCCCGAACAACUACAGGAAUUGCGAAUGAACACGCUUAUUGUGAGGCCACUUGUGGAUCAGCUGUAUGACCCGAACGACGUCUCACUUGUCUACAGCCUCCUGGUAAAUCGAAUGGAGUUUCUGCGUGAGCAGUCAUACCAAGGACACCUCCAGACAGUUAAUAUGACCCGUGCCGCUCUCUGUGAGCUGGCUGCCUGCCGAAUUCUACGGCGGUUUGAUGAGGAUAAUCCAGGGUCCGGCGGUCUUCUGUUGCUAGCCAAUAUCCUAGUCGCAGGAUUCGAGCCGUUUCAAAACGCUCCAGAGGAGGUCUUGUGGCAAAGGCCAAGCGCUAUGCAAUGGCCAGUGCAAAAUCGAGGAGGCUAUGAGAGGAAGCUGACAGCUCUGGAAGUUGCCAUCAUUUCUGAAAGCAAGACAUUUCUCAGCUGCACAGCUUGCCAAAAAGUGAUUGAUGCUGUUUAUGUUGGUCACGUCAUUUACACUCCGCUCUCUUUCGUUGACAUCUUGCCCGACCAUUACAAGCAUCGGCCGAUAUCUCUUUAUGAUCCCCGGAAAGCUCCUCUCCUGAAUCAAUAUCGGCUGAUCGUGCCCCGCUUGCGAAGCAUGAUUGAGGCCUGCCAGUUCGUCACCCUCCUAGCCCUAUAUGUCCUGACAAUGGUCUACCGCCAGGAUCUGGAAGUGACAAUCUUCGAGGUCAUCUUCUGCGCGUAUGCGAGUGGGUGGAUUCUCGAGGAGUUUGCAGCAAUCAUUGAACAUGGGUGGCAUGUCCAUACACAAAAUCUCUGGUCCUUCCUGGAUCUUGCUUUCAUCUGCAUCUACUGCACAUAUUUCGUACUUCGUUUGUUCACACUAGUGACCACCCAACCCCUCUUAGGCCAAAGCGCGCUGCAUGUUCUGUCCGUCGCAGCUCCAAUUCUGCUUCCCCGUCUUGCAUUCAAUCUCAUGCCCGACAAUAUGCUCUUUAUUUCCCUUCGGGCGAUGAUGCGGGAUUUUACCGUACUCACCAUCCUCGCGGUUUGGUACUCUGCCGGCUUCUUCCUCUCGAUGAAAUGGCUCCUCAGUAUCGGCGGAAGUGAUAUAGAUCUGAGCUCGGCAACCAUCGCCAAGUGGAUGCUGUGGAUUUGGUUUGGGCUGGAUGGCACGGGGAUUGAGCGCUCCGUGGAUUUCCACGCGUUGCUCGGGCCUGCACUGAUGGUUGCCUUUGCAUUUCUGGGGAACACACUCUUUCUCACCAUCCUUGUGGCGAUGCUGACGAAUACCUUUUCCAAGCUUGCUGCCAAUUCGCAUGCGGAGGUCCAAUUCCGCCGCGCCGUUCUUACCUUCGAAGGGGUGAAGAGUGAUGCGAUCUUUGCUUAUUGGCCACCCUUCAAUAUUCUCGCUCUGCUCAUUCUCCUCCCACUGAAGUUCAUCCUCACGCCGCGACAGUUUCACCGCGUCAAUGUGGCUGCCACUCGAAUAUUGAAUGCGCCUCUUCUUUUGCUCAUAAGUGCCUAUGAGCGAUAUCAAUAUUUGAAUGAAUCUCAACCGCAUCGCCCAUGGAAGUGCAGUCUGCCCUCUCUCUGGAAUUUUACGGGCUUCUUCCCUCACGGGGACAUCCAUGCCGUGUUUGACGUAGAACCCCCAAGUGAUAUCUUACAGGGGAUCGAAGUCCCUGGCUCGCUGAGAGUGGGGAUUACAGGGGAUAUGACGGUUGGCGAGAUCACAAAUGCAUACAUUAUUUUUCUCAGCGUAUUGGGUUUGAUUAUUCUCUAUCCAUAUGGGAAUUUGCAGGCGAUUGAUGCCUACUUCUUCGGCGCGAGCGCGUCUACCGAAUCCGGACUCAACACAUUCGAUGUGAAGGAACUGAAGACGUAUCAACAGCUCUAUAUUUACUUCAUUCCGAUUAUUAGCAACCUCGGAUUCAUCAACAUCCUGGUGGUGGUGGUACGCCUGCAUUGGUUUGAGAAGCGGUUGAAGGAAGAAGCCCCGAAUGUCCUUCGAUGGAGAUCGUGGUCGCGCAGAAGCACCGCAGCGGCAGCAGAUGUAGAAGUAUACCAGGACAAGCUUGCUAAUGACGGUCAUUCUUCAAACCAGGAAAAGGGGCCGGCAGGACCGAAGCGAUCCCGUGAUGUUGGGCUGAAGGUCAGACUAACAAAGGCGACUAGUAUUUCUUUUGCCGAUGAUAUAGAUGAGAAUGUCCACUUGGCAAAGACCCGGACGACGGAAAAUCCUCGGGGACUUGAGAGCAUCAAGAAAAAACUGUCUAAUAGCGACACUGCGCCCCUUGAACGCAUUGCUUCCAUAUUCGGUGUCGGCGAACCCUCUAGGCGAAGACAGGAAUCAGAGGCGUCGCGGAAGAUAUCCCUCUCACAACAACUAGACUUACCGGAGCUCUCUUCACAAGCGACCCUCGGCCAGAAUUCACAAUUCCACAACUUGACUGCUAAGGACCGAGAAAUACUAGGUGGUAUUGAAUAUCGCAGCCUUAAGUUACUGCUAAAAAUUGUCACUGGUUAUUUCUUCGGGCUCCAUAUCUUUGGUGCAAUUUGUCUCGUCGGUUGGAUCCAGCAUGCAAACCCAAAGUAUCGACAAUACCUAGAGCAGUGUGGGCAAGGAAGUGUCUGGUGGGGAUUUUACUCUUCGCAGACGAUGAUAGAUAAUCUUGGGUUUACUCUCACACCAGACUCUAUGAUCUCAUUCCAAGAUGCAACGUUCCCGAUGAUACUUAUGAGCUUCCUCGCUUUUGCUGGAAACACAUGCUAUCCAUGCUUGCUUCGACUUAUUAUCUGGAUUAUGUCUAAAGUUGUCCCACGGAAUUCAUCUCUUAGAGACCCUCUUGAUUUCUUACUAAAACAUCCUCGCCGCUGCUACACGCUUCUUUUCCCCAGCGGACCCACGUGGGCUCUCUUCGGGAUACUAUUGGCCAUGAAUGUUAUUGAUGUUAUCCUGAUUAUAGUUCUGGACCUUGAUAACCCUGCUGUCAACAACCUACCCCCUGGACCACGCGUCCUGGCUGCUAUUUUCCAAGCGGCAUCAUCUCGACAUACUGGGACGUCAACUUUCAACCUGGCGGACGUCAACCCAGCUGUACAAUUUAGCUUACUGGUUAUGAUGUACAUUGCUAUUUUCCCCAUUGCUAUUAGCAUUCGAGCGUCAAACACAUACGAAGAGAGGACCCUAGGAAAAUAUCCCAUGGAAGGCGAGAUGGAUGAAAAUAACGGCAGAUCGUAUAUUUUAACUCAUGUACGCAACCAGCUUACAUUUGAUCUGUGGUAUAUAUUUCUAGGAGCAUUCUGCAUUUGCAUCGCCGAGUCACGCAAGAUUAUGGACGUCACAGAUCCGGCAUUUUCCGCCUUUUCGGUGCUUUUCGAGUGGAAAUGUUGGCCUCAGCCUUGGGUAUCCAACAGUGAUGACAUCGCUGAGCGGUCAGUUUACUACGUUCAGCAAACUUGUGAUAUGCGCAAUGAUGAUCCGGGGGCGCCACAGAGGAUUACCUUACCAGCUUGA